Molecule: messenger RNA, 8471 nt
Organism: Drosophila mojavensis
Lineage: Eukaryota; Metazoa; Arthropoda; Insecta; Diptera; Drosophilidae
Gene: Cad86C
Product: cadherin-86C
Exons: 12
Coding region: 659-6436 (1925 amino acids)
Biological process (GO): homophilic cell-cell adhesion
Cellular component (GO): plasma membrane
Molecular function (GO): calcium ion binding
Source: RefSeq, a predicted model, not a curated record
UUCAGUACCAUUUCAACAACGAUGCGGAAAACAACAAUCAGAUCGUAGUCCAUUUUGUGUGAAGCAAACCUGCUUGGGUCCAUCGGUAUAACUUAGUCUUGCAGUUUGAAUUGAUUAAUAAAUGUGUCUCAGUGUGGAACAGUGAAUGAAAGUGUAUCUAAACUGGGUCUUCACAUUAUACACAAUAUUGCUACAGAAUGUUCAUGCUUAGCAACCAAAUACACAAGUUUCAAAAUAUUUCCUUGUUAAUGUGGAACCAAUCUGAUGGACUCUAAAGCCAUCCAGUUUGCUUGAUCUACGAACAAGGUCGAUUCGGGUUUAUUGAACCGAGAAACGUGUUACGGCUGCCUAUACUCAACCGCGUUAACUAAUCGCUACAAAUGCAACAUGAUGCCUUCAUGAUGCCCAUGUACACUAUUUUGUAAAUAUGCUUCAUUUUAAAUAAACGAGUCAAAUAAAAAUAUACCGUGUUCCCAGGCGAACCUAAGAUCGAAUAAAUUUAAUAAAUAAGUAAUGAAAAGUGAAUUACCAAGGCAUCUGAGCCACUUGACUAUUCAAAUGAAAUCCACAAUUUACAUAUAUAUUAUGCACGUUAUAUAAUCGAGCUGACCUGUCUCAAUCCUCAACAUAUUUGACAUCUUUCGCACACAUUAAAGCAAUGGCUUCCAGCAGUAGCAACAUUUUCCGCAGAAAAAGUCACAGCCUAACACAUGAGCCAUAUUGUGGUCUGAGAACCGCUGCAAGCAACACGAUUUCAGAUGCUAGCAAGCGAAGGCAAGAAGAAUGUUACUAUCAUCAACCACCUACCUCCCAGCUUCACCUUCAGCUUCAGCCUCAGACACAGCCUCAGCAGCAACGUCAGUGUCGGCCACCUUUACAAUUUGGCCCAUGGCUGAGCGCAAUGACCGCCUAUCGAUUGCUGACAAUCAGCCUCCUAAUUGGAAUUCUGUGUCUACAUCACGUUCACGGAGUGGAUCCCAAAUUCGACCCCUCAACGCGGAUGAGACUAGUUCUGGUGCCGGCUGACGCACAGGUCGGGUCUGUAAUCUACAGAUUGCGUGCAACCGACGAGGAGUUCGACUAUCCAUUGACCUUUGAGUUUAUGGGUGAUGUAUCCUCGUCCACCUUCAAGGUGGAAUCGCUUCCAUGUACCAAGUACAAUUCCGUCUGUCAAGCCAACGUUGUGCUGCAACGACGCCUUGAGUCGGGCCGCUUCUACGAUUUUCAAGUCUCGGUUAGGGACACAAAUGGUGGCAUGGCUACGCAAUUGUGUUCAAUUACAGCAACCAACUUCAGUACACCGCAUGACCUAAUAUUUCCACAUAAGCCGGGCAUCAUCAUGAUACCUGAGGAUGCCAAGAGAGGUACAGAACUUGAUUAUGUAAUUGCCAGAAAGAAUCCACUUUUCCAAAAGCCAGUCUACCUCGAGUUAUGGGGUUCGCCUUUAUUUGCCAUAAGACAAAAAAUUAUAUCAGCGGAGACGACGGAAGGAACCGUGUUCCUCUUGGGUCCCUUGGAUUUCGAAAAACAAGCCAUGUACCAUUUAACAAUUCUUGCCAAUGAUGCAUAUGCGGAGCCUGGACAAGAUGGGCGCAAUAUUGCUGGCAUUGAAAUCGUUGUUAUCGUCCAAGAUGUACAAGAUCAGCCGCCUGUAUUUACUAUAGCUCCUCCAGUUACAAAACUGCAAUCCGGCAUUCUUCCAGGCGAUAAGAUAUUGCAAGUCCAUGCGGAAGACGGGGACAAGGGAAACCCGCGGGAAGUGCGAUAUGGCCUAGUUUCUGAAAAUAAUCCAUUUACUUCUUUUUUUGACAUCAACGAUACAAGUGGUGAAAUUUUUUUAAUGAGACCACUCGAAGACAUUGCAGCAAUCACGCAUGCGGGCGAUCCCGUCUUACUCACUGUAAUUGCGGAAGAAGUUAAAGUCGGUCGUGACGAACCCGCAGCGAUGGCUUCCACAGUGCAAUUGGCGUUCUUCCUACCGGACCGUACCAACUCGCCUCCUUACUUUGAAAACGAUCACUACGUCACAAGGGUUGACGAGAACGCCUUGCAAGGGACAGCGCUGACGUUCAUGGACCCAUAUGUGCCCAGAGUGUAUGACGACGAUACUGGGAAGAACGGCGUAUUUUCGCUUACGUUGCUGAACAAUAAUGGAACGUUUGAGAUCACACCGAAUGUAGCUGAGCGGAGCGCUUCGUUCCUUAUUCGUGUACGAGACAAUUCGUGGCUGGACUUCGAGCAAAGGCAAUCGGUUCAGUUUAAGAUUUUGGCCCAGGAAUUGGGGCCAGCCACAAAUCUUUCGGCCAUGGUUAACGUCACGGUAUAUAUAAACGACGUAAACGAUAAUACGCCCGUCUUCGAUCAACCAGGCUAUACGGUUGAGCUGCCGGAGAACAUGACGGUAGGCACAAAAGUCGUGCAGGUUCACGCCAGCGACCUCGACACGGGAUUGGGUGGAAAGGUGCGAUAUACAGCUAUCCUCGGAUACCUCAACACUUCUCUCAACCUGAAUGCGGAGACCGGCUUGAUCACUGUCGCGACCAACAGCCAUGGAUUCGAUCGCGAACUAAUGCCCGAGUAUCACCUGUAUGUGGAGGCUCGGGAUAUGGACGGUGCUGGAAAUCGAGCCCAGGUUCCCCUCAUCAUCAAGCUCAUUGAUGUAAACGAUGAAGUGCCCGUCUUCGAUAAGGACCUGUACGAGUUCAUACUCGCAACAGACCUAAUGGGCUUUACAACCAGCGCCUUCAUUCAUGCCACUGACAAGGACGCAACAGCGCCGAACAACGAAGUGCGCUACGAGCUGAUCAACGGCAACUAUCAGAACAAUUUUGUACUGGACAAGGUGACGGGCGAGUUAACGGUCCGGGAAAAGAUCAAUCUGCGUUCUAAAAAGCACGCCAGUCAGAGAAGGCGUCGAGAUGUUGACGCCACGCCGCCAAUCGGCAAUGAAGACGAUUUAUUCAUACUGACCGCUCGAGCUUACGAUCUAGGAGUACCAGUGCGUUCAUCGACCACCUCCAUACGCAUUUACCCACCAGAGAGUCGCAAGCGCAUUGUGACGUUUGUGGUGCCUGGCAGCAAGCUGGACAAGCGCAAGACAGAGGAAACACUAUCGGCGAUAACGGGCGGAAAGGUUUACAUCCAUGAAAUACGACCAUUAAGGCCCGAGGAGCCGGGGGCUAAGGAUAUACCCAAUGACAAUCCGAACAUCAAGGAACGCAGUGUAGUCACAGCGACCGUGCUGUACGACAGCUCAUCCGUGGUUGAUAUCUCGCAGAUACAGCAGCGACUCUCGCAGCACAAUAACUCGUACGCGAUCAUGCCGGAGGACACAACGCGGACCGACACUCUCACUCCCUUGCAGACGCAGUAUAAGGCCGAAAAUAAAGUGCUAUUUUGGCUUCUCAUACUACUGGCCACCCUGGUUGCCCUGACGAUCCUGAUCCUUCUACUCUGCUGUAUAUGCUCCUGGUGUCCUCUGUAUGGCGCAGCAACCAAAAGAAUAGUUAAUAUCAGUAGAACUGAAGACGAUGUACAUCUAGUGCAUAGAGAAAUGGCAAAUGGAAACCAUACAAAAUCUGUUCAGGUCGCAGAGUGGAUGGGAAGACGAGAGGCUUGGUCCGCGGAUAAGCCAUCAGAUACACGUACAAAACCUACCCGCUGGGAGUUCCGCGAUGGACGUGAACAGCCUGAAAACGUAGAAAUGCACCACGCAGGCGUCAACACCGAUGCCGAUGCAGUCCGGCACGCAGAGUCUGAGGAAUACCAGCAGAGACGAGUCCGCAUUAAAAACAGUCAUACAACCAAAGAAGACACACAUCAUAGUUUUCAUAAUUCUAGAACCAAUUUAAUAAACGACCGGGACGUAUAUAUUGAGGACGUAAUGGACGACCAGAACUUAGUGCAAGUCAAGGAGGAGUUCUCCCGCAACAAACAGAAUAGACCAUUGGAGCACAGUCGCUUGAAAAUUUACGACUCGGAUACCAGACAAAUCGACGAUGACUCCAUGCGAAGGCACGAAAUAGACCGAGGAAGCGACAUCGACUUUAAUACUGCCCAGAAUAGUCUAAAGAAUAAGCGCGAACUUUUCAUAAAGGACGGAAAUGUCGAAAUCCUGCAGCUUAUGACACGGGACAAGACUCGGGACGGAGCUGCACUAGACGAUGACAAUAUAUACGUCAAUGUUCCAGUUAAGUCAUCUGCAAACCUCUCGCAUCCACAACUGCUGAUGGUGGACAAUACGGGCAAAGAGAUCCUGAUGCGCCGGUUUAUUGAAGAGCAGCCAGAUGGAAAGCAGAUAAUUCGGGAGCACUAUCAUAUUGUACCAGGCGCAACUUAUAUUCAGUCAAUGCCAAACGAAAUACAAGGAUCUACACUCAAGGGCGACACAUUUCCCUUGGGCAAAUCGGGACCAAACAGCAUUGUCUACUCCCAAACCGAGCCUGAAGUCAAAGUCAUACACACGCAGUCAGUUCAGGGUGCGGAGGACAUAUCACAGCUCCAGCCCGUCGCCCCGAAUCAGUCGCUUACACAGGAACUGGAGCACUCACUCAAGCAGCAAAAUGCGCUUUUGCGUCAGAUAUUGCUGGAAAAAGAGAAACUAGAAACUAGAUAUACACAGCACGAAAUUAUCUUAGAAACACAAAGUCUUCCGGGCCAGUCGAUGGCGAUAGGGACCCAAACUGACUGCGACGCUGGCACCCAAACCGAGCAGACUGAGAAUUUCAGUGCCAAGCAAAUGGUCCACUCGCAGGCCCAAGUCGGCUCCACUCGUCGGCGAGCGCGCAGUGAGAAUGACGACUCGCUGUCGGAAGACGAAUACAAGUACGUGCGCUUUAGCCCCCCAAACAGUCCCGAAGGUGUGUAUUGGAUAAAGCGGCAUCAACCCAAAAGGCGACUACGGCUGCGCGGCAGCUUGCAGCCUCGAAAGAGAAUCGUGAUGGUCGAAGAGGUGAAGCGCAAAAUACGAACCCCCAUAAAGGAGGAGGAGGAGAUGCACGAGAAGAAGAGGCGAAUGCCACCCAAGAAGCCACUCCGCGAGACAAAAACGAGUAUUCUGCGGAAGCAGCUGAGUGACGAAAGCCGAAGAAGUGAUGUGGCCAAAGAGUCCAAUGGCAAGCACAAGUCGGAAGCGCUAAGCCGCGAAGUACUUAUGGAAAUAUCGGACUCUCUGGAUGAAAACGGAAGUCCCAGAUCACGCAGAGGUGAACAGUAUUACGAUAACGUUGAGGGCGAAGUCGACGAAAAUGAUACUGAAUACUCAAUUGAUUCCGAUGACGAUGAGAUUGUAAUUAGAACCAACUCAAACUUAUCAAGCUAUGCUUAUACACGAAGUGUCUACACCAGGGCAUCUCAAGACUCUGGGCGCCAUGAGCCACAAGCGAAAAAUGCAUCCCACCAAAGUAGAUCCGUAAACAUUUCUCCACCACCAGAGCCACACGAAACACAGCCAGAGGCUAGGCCCAGACUUUCCCGUCGGGACAGUUCGAGGCGCAGUCAAAACUCCCGAAAGCAAACGUCUUCGGAACCACCGCACCACCGUAUUUCAGUUUUAAAGCACGACAUGCAAAGAGCCGAAAAUGAUAAAGAGCCGCAUUAUAAUUUAGCUCAUAUAGGGGGAUCAAAGCAAUCCCUAAACGAUCGACUCUACCAAAGUGAAAACGAAUUGGCUGGCCGCGAUGAAUCAACUUCUCGAAACGUACCCAAAUAUAUGGAGUGGUAUUAUAGUAAGAAGAAACCGUCUGUCAGCGGUCGAACUUCAACUGAGUCGUCAAAAUCCCAGAUGUCGGUCAAAAAGAAAAUUUCUGCUACAGAGAAACGUAUGACAAAAAUGAGAAUGAACUCGAAAGUCGAAGAUCAGGCAAAUGAUGAGGCGGCGAGAUUCAAGCCGGAGCCCGCGCCUCGAAGAUCUCCACCAAAGGGCAGUCGGCUGCUCAAAGAGGACAGAGCCUUGAAUAAGCAGCACAAGCCCAAAACAGAGACUGAUACGAAUCAUCCGCUGCUGCAGCAUUCGGAGCAUCGUUUCGAACGAGAGAACGCUCCGGAAGUGCCACCACCACCCACCAAGCUGCCACACUAUAUGUAUCCCGAAACUCCGCCACAUGCGGCACCACCGGACAAGGAUCAGCAAUCGCAGAAGCAUAAGCCGAAGCCGUCUCCCAUCAAGGAGAAUGAAGUAAAGCUGACGAAGUCAAAAAUAAAUCUCUACGUGGAAGACCCCAAUACCGCACACCUCUCAUCUCAUGCUCAAAAGCAACUGAAUGUAUCCACUCUCGAGGACGACCACGACUCGGGCAUCGCCAUGAACUCCCUUAUGAAUAGUAUGGGACGAAGGAAUCCUAUAGCUGAAAAGAAAAGUGUCUUUUCGAUUGCCUACGACGAUGUGAGCCGCGUUAAGAAAAUAGCAUCAGGCGGAGAGUCUCCACAGUAUUCAUAAACAGACAUUUUCAGUCUACAAAUAUAUAUACAUAUACGUCUAUAUGUAUAUAUAUGUGUAUGUGAUAGCCUCUAAGGCUUUAAUCUUUGAAGCGAUAAAUCGUCACACACUUGUACACAAACUGAGCCAAAGUGCUCGCCUCACAAAUUGUAUUGAAUUGUACAUAUAUAUACAUAUCUAUAAAUACAUAUAUCGCAUAUGGAUAAGGGCGUGCAGACCUGUUGAUAUUUAGGAUUAUUGCAUAGUUUUUACUUUACGAAAGGCAUCUAAUAAAUACUCGAAUUACAUCGACGACGACUCUUUAUUAUUAGUUGCAUUAUGUGGCAAGAGCACAAACUACUUUUCAUUAACGAUUUAAUCUCAAUGCUUGAGCGGCAGGUGUUAGGAAUGGAUUAAGCUAACGUAUUUUAAUUUGCAUACUCAAUGUUUCAUCUUACCAUUAUGAAGAUUAUUCCUACUAGAUUUAUUUCCCACAACUCAUAUGUAGGUUAUUUCACUUAAUAAUUGUGUUCCUAUUUUAUACAGUAUCACACAAGCUGAGGACUUUAUGUUUUUAUUUCUCGUACAUCAUGAAAUCAUCAGCAAAACCAGCCAGGUUUCAAUGCUGCUGGCAUUCUGAUCCGAUUCAAUGACAAGAAGAGUUUUAAAAACUAUAUAAACUUAGACUUGAGGUAAUUUAAAAAUUGCUAAAUCAAUUUAGUUUAAAGAUCUGCAAUGUCAUGCAUUUUAUGCCUUUUGCCAUAAAUUUAGAUUCACUUCAAGAAACCGCCAAGUGCUAAAUUUUAAUCUGCCACUUUGUAAGAGCUAAUUAACGAAUGCUUUAGCUCUUUUACUUUGGCUUUUCUAUAAAGAUCAACGCUUAAAUAUAAAAGCCAAUUUAUAAACAAUCUUCAAUCUUCAUUCUUCCAGCCAUAUUUCAUUUCAGAUUUAAAGCACUUUUAUCUGCUUUUUUAUUGUGAAUAAUUGAAGUAUUAUUUAACUGUUAUUUGAAUUGAAGUGAGAUAUUUAAAGUUAGUAUAACUUAGCUUUUGUGUACACCUGAAUCCGUCAAGGAUCGUCGACUAAGACCUACAUGUAGCCACUUUUAAAGUACUCUCAAGAUAUUGUAAAUUUGAAUUAAAGCACAUGAAUAACUUUAAGUAUGAUGCGACCAGAAUUCCCGGACCACUCACACUUUGCAUUUAUGUAUAUGAAUAAUUUAUGCAUGUUUCGUGAUUACUCUUAAAAUAUGAUCAGGAGUUGUUGGCGUUAGUGUGUCAGUCCCGAAAUAAUCGCCGAAAAUUACUUUCGUAAUAACUGCCAUAUUGACAUAAUAUGAUCAAAUGAACACAAUCAGAUCAGAUCAGAUUCUUGUAUAUACAGAUUUACAAAUAAGUUCUAGGCAAACAUGCUGCCAGUUAGAUAAUUGUGUACAUAUUCGUUGUAGGAAUAAACAUUAAUGAUAGAAGCACCGAUUUACUUAACACUCUAUAUAAAUUAUAUUUAUAUUUAAAUUUAAUACACAAUAUGUUUGAGUUAAGCAAAAAUAAAGACCAUAUAUAACUUUUAUAACCGAUUAUUGACUAUUUUCAUUAAAUGUGCCAACUACAUGCAUUAUGUGGUUGCUUGCUCUAUGUCGAAUGCGACCCAUCGGUUAAAAAAUCUAUAAUUUUGGAUAUGCCAUGUCCUAAUGAGCGGGCUAUGAAUAAACGUAAAAUAGAUUACGACGGCUGUUUUAUAUCUUUGUUCAAAAAUUUCUAAAAAGAGUUUACUGUUCUGAACUAUCUAUUUGUGAGGAUUAGACCCAGACUCAAGAGGCGUAAGAUUUCCGUCCAUAUAAAAAAGGAAAAACGGAUGGAUAGCGGGACGGACUUUGCACACUUUGUUAAAAUAAUACACAAAAUUUAAAGAGAACACUUGUUUAAGAUAUUGUAAAUGUUUUUAUUGUAUAUAGACGUUAAAUGGAAUAAAUAAAUUAUUAGAGUUUCUCAUAUAUUUUUAUAAAUAUUUAUCAAAGCUUAAAAGUAAUGUUCAUUUGUUGUCGACGACUUCAAAG